AUGGAUAGUCUCUGUUGCCCGCCGUUACUCCAGGACGUUGCCGUAUCCUCGACAUGCUCAGAGAACCCCGACGCGCUAUUCGAGAAGCUUGAAUAUACCUUGGAUCAGCUACAAUCCGAACAACAUCGCUAUAUGGAGAUCUUCACGAGGUACCUUGCAAUGAAGGACGAAUAUACAGCCCUUGACGACACACGAACAUGUCUUCUCGCGGAGCUCACAUGUCUUGCUGCUGAGAACGACCGCAUCCGGAACGAGCUCGCGCACAUCAAUCUGAACGAUUCUCGGAACGCCCACGUCUGGCUGGCUCUCUUCGAAAGCUAUGCGUGCUUCAACUGCCAAACUCCCACUCGCUGUACGGCGCAGCAACGCGUUUGGGUGGCCGCACACGACGCUUGGAUGGCGGAAAGGCGGAUAUUGAGGGCCCAGAUCUCCGAGUUCGGCGCUUACUGUCAACAGACACUACAGAACGACAUCAACCCACUUAUACGUACAUUGAGGCGAAUGUAUGAGACCUCAGACGCAAGUCACACCAGGUGGCAUUGCGCGCUUGGCCAGCUGAGGCAGUUUGUAGAGGUGUUCGAGCUACAGCUGCGACGCUACGACGAGGCCCAAGUAUAG
Messenger RNA from Peniophora sp. CBMAI 1063, 618 nucleotides. The record is from the annotation of a GenBank genome assembly. Lineage: Eukaryota; Fungi; Basidiomycota; Agaricomycetes; Russulales; Peniophoraceae.